ACCGUUGGGUGAGUGACGUGAGACGCAGACUGCGUGCUGAGUGUGGGCAGGAAGAGAGCGCGCGCGGCGGCGGUUGUACCACUUUAACGACUACGAGAACCGUGAACAUUACCGUGUGAUAUAUAUAUACUCCUGGGGGUUCAACAUGCCACUCUGUUAACGCUGGGUUUGCGUUCUGAACCCCUGUUCAAUUCGCACAUUUGAACAGACAUUGUGCGACCACGCCCCGUUAUCCACGUCUAGCCCCACCGGAAAACCGCUCGUGGAGGCACAACGAGCGGCGCUGCGUGCCAUUUGAAACACAGCAGGGCUGCGGCGGGCUCGCGGCUUCGGAGUGCGUUCCAAAAGGAAGCCGAGAAGGAGGAGGAGAGGAGAGGAUAGAAGCCUGAGUUGGGCUUCUUCUUGAGUGCCUGCUGAACCAUGAGAGAAUACAAAGUGGUGGUUCUGGGCUCCGGAGGAGUUGGCAAAUCUGCCAUCACUGUCCAGUUCGUGACGGGUUCAUUCAUAGAGAAGUACGACCCCACGAUAGAGGACUUCUACAGGAAGGAGAUCGAGGUGGACUCCUCGCCGUCCGUCCUGGAGAUCCUGGACACGGCGGGCACGGAGCAGUUCGCGUCUAUGCGGGACCUGUACAUUAAAAACGGCCAGGGGUUCAUCCUGGUGUACAGCCUGGUGAACCAGCAGAGCUUCCAAGACAUCAAGCCCAUGAGAGACCAGAUCAUCCGGGUGAAGAGGUACGAGAGGGUGCCCAUGAUCCUGGUCGGCAACAAGGUGGACCUGGAGGGGGAGAGAGAAGUGUCGUCAGGCGAGGGGAAGGCUCUGGCGGACGAGUGGAAAUGCCCGUUCAUGGAGACCUCAGCCAAAAAUAAGAGCUCUGUGGACGAACUGUUUGCAGAGAUAGUCCGGCAGAUGAACUAUGCCUCUACACCCAAUGGCGACGACCAGUGCUGCUCGUCUUGUGUCAUUCUUUAAAAAAGGAAAAUAUCAACGUUUUUUUGUUGUUAUGGUCAAAUGGCAAUGUUUGUUGCAGGAAGUCCGUGCCGUUGAGUUCUUCUUCUUCGUGUCUCACCCCAGCUUUAGAGGAAUGCUGAGCGAGGAGGAGAAGGAGGAGGAGCGAGAGGAGGGGAGCGUGAGAGGAGAGGAGAGGGCUCCACCCCUCAGCAGAUCGGCUGGCUUGGACUCUCUGUGUGCAGGAGGAUCAAUGUCCCACCAUGGAUACCAACACAGUAUCAAGUCCAUAGUUUCCACUGCCCUCGACUGCACUUCCAUGUUACAACUGGAAACGUCUCCCUAGC
Gadus chalcogrammus (walleye pollock) is the source of this 1295-nucleotide messenger RNA. Its product is annotated as ras-related protein Rap-2b. Bases 421 to 972 code for a protein of 183 amino acids. Gene Ontology annotation, cellular component: plasma membrane. The record is from RefSeq and is a predicted model, not a curated record. Lineage: Eukaryota; Metazoa; Chordata; Actinopteri; Gadiformes; Gadidae. Gene Ontology annotation, molecular function: GTP binding; GDP binding; GTPase activity. The transcript is spliced from 2 exons. Gene Ontology annotation, biological process: negative regulation of cell migration; Rap protein signal transduction.